Molecule: messenger RNA, 1163 nt
Organism: Emys orbicularis (European pond turtle)
Lineage: Eukaryota; Metazoa; Chordata; Testudines; Emydidae
Gene: GOLT1B
Product: golgi transport 1B
Exons: 5
Coding region: 118-534 (138 amino acids)
Biological process (GO): endoplasmic reticulum to Golgi vesicle-mediated transport; retrograde transport, endosome to Golgi
Cellular component (GO): membrane; endoplasmic reticulum
Source: RefSeq, a predicted model, not a curated record
GGAGCGGGGGGCUGCGUGUUUCCGGAAGACGUGGCGGCCGCUUCUGCCGCCGCUUCCAGCCACCUCCCCCCUCCCUAGUUCCCUGCUGCUGCCGCCGCCACCGGCCUCGCCGCCACCAUGAUCUCCCUCACCGACACCCAGAAGAUUGGAAUGGGAUUAACGGGCUUUGGUGUGUUUUUCCUUUUCUUUGGAAUGAUUCUCUUUUUUGACAAGGCACUUUUGGCUAUUGGAAAUGUUUUAUUUGUGGCUGGCUUGGCUUUUGUUAUUGGUUUAGAAAGAACAUUUAGAUUCUUCUUCCAAAAACACAAAAUGAAAGCAACAGUCUUUUUCUUGGGUGGUGUGCUUAUAGUUCUCAUUGGUUGGCCCUUGAUAGGAAUGAUCCUUGAAAUGUAUGGAUUUUUCCUUUUAUUCAGGGGUUUCUUUCCUGUGGUGGUUGGUUUUAUUAGAAGAGUGCCAGUCCUUGGAUAUCUCUUGAAUUUACCUGGUAUAAGCUCGCUUGUAGAUAAAGCUGGAGAAAGCAACAACAUGGUAUAAUGACAAGUGGGCAGAAGGCUGGUUCUAAAUUUAUUGUAUUAUUUAUAAAGCUUUUGAAGAAUAUUCAGCACAAAGAUUAAAUUGUGAACAAAGGAAAAGCUUGUAACAUUCUUUAUAUAAAAGUUUAAUUUAAAAUGUAUAGUCUACAAAAUACAUCAUUAGACAAGAAGCUCAGCAAGCAUGCUUCUGAGACAAGCUACUCGAAGAAUUUGGGAAGUAAACCGAAGAGGUGAAAGUCAUGGGAUAACCCAUGCUACAACUGUUCAAGACUGUUUUUAAUGUUUUUGGAAAAUAUGCUAAACAUAAUGAACCCUCAUGGAACUAACGGUGCCUGUACUUUACCUCCUUAUUUUGAAGGUUUGGUAGAGUGAACAGGUCUUUAUUUUUAAGGCAUUCCCCUCCUACCUACCCAACCCACCACCUGCCACAUCCAAAAAAAAAAAAAAAAGGAGGGAGGGGGGGGCAAAAAAUAUUACCUGUUGUUUAACAAAAGAUGUCUUUCUUGCAUGAAAGUUAAGAUGGAUAAUCAUUUUUAAGUAUAUGUAACAACAAAGGAAACCCCUCUACACUUCUACUGUAAACAUUUUUUGUAAAUAUGUGGCUAAAAUAAAACUUCAUUGUUAUCUUCA